AUAGAGAAUAAAUGCUAUACUGCUAUAUUUUGGAAAUAAUCAAAUAUUAUUAUAUUAUUGCAGUAAUAUAAUAUUGUCGUUUUAUAAUGUAAAAUGAGCAGACAAAAGGGAGAAGGGGGGAUUGCAUUGCAGUGUCAUUGCACAAUAUAUUUUUUACCAUAUUGUCACAAGCAGCAGCAGAAGCAGGCGGGGCUAUGGUAGCGGAUGAAGAGAUGAGAUGAAGGGAUGGAGAGAUGCGGGAGAGAGCAGAACAGCAGGUGGAGACUGAGCACACCAGCCUAGCACAGAGACUAAGCAAAGACUAAACCACAGAAUAUAGCCUAACUAUUUGCUGUAUAAAUUAAAUAAUAAUAAUAAUAAUAAUAGAAGCUGCAGAUAAAUGUAAACACGAAGAGUUGAAAGACUGCAUCGAGUCGUGUCAUCAAGAACGGCCCUCUGUAACAGACGGAGAAAGACGGCGUCUGUGUCGCGUCGUUCAGAGGUCGCGGUGACGUCUGUGAUCUUCCAUCGCUGGGUCUGUCAGCGCACAGAGUAAUAAUUCCUCCGUCACCUGGUAGUAUGCAGGGCGUGGAGGGGACUAAACGCACUAAUUUGGAACUAGAAAGCAUCGGUUUGGGAAACAAUCGUCAAAGUGGCAGCCAGCUGUUGUUGACCCGUCUGAGCCAGAGGACCAGACCAAGGGGAAACAGAUGGAGGCCCUGCCGGUGACCUCUGCACCCACCAGACUACCAGACCCGGCUGAUGGGAAAGCAACAGAGGAGGGUGAGGAUGUGGGUUGCAGUGAUGCAGAGACCACACCCAUACACUCUGCUGGGCUGGGGGAGAGGAUGGUAGCUCCUCCCCCUGUUGCACAGGAGGCCAGUCCUCCCAGUCCACACACCCAUCCCAAGCUUCAGGGUCCUCCGGACAGGCAGCUUCAUUCGCCAGGCCCUCCAGACUUCCAGCCUCCCAGUCCAAACACCCUUCCCCAGCUUCAGGGCCCUCUGGACAGGCAGCUUCAGCUUCCUCCCCCUCCAGACUUCCAGCCUCCCAGUCCACACACCGAGCUCCAGCUUCAGGGCCCUCCGGACAGGCAGCUUCAGCUUCCUCCCCCUCCAGACUUCCAGCCUCCCAGUCCACACACCCACCCCCAGCUUCAGGACCCUUUUGACAGGCAGCUUCAUUCUCCAAGCCCUCCAGACCUCCAGCCUCCCAGUCCACACACCCAGCUACAGAGCCCUCCGGUCAGUCUGGAGGCAGCAACCCCCCUGUCGGACAGCAGCCAAGCUCCGAACCCUCUACCUCAAGACCUCCAGCCUCCAAGCAGCGACCCAGAGCCCAGAAAACCAUGCCCCAAGCUGCACCUGGACCUAUAUAACUUCGACACCCCGGUGGCAGAGGGAAGUCGUUAUGUCCUGACCAGCCCCCGCUCCUUGGAGGCCUGCGCCCGCUGCGGGGUCAAACCCGUGGAGAUCUUGUCGCGCCCGUUGUCAGACUUCGCCCGGGAGGCCCCGGGACGGUCCAUGCGUGUGGCGACGGGCAUGUUUGAGGUGUAUGAGAAGGACAGGCACGCCAAGCUUAGAGCAUGCCGGGAGGAGAGAGAGAGGAUCAUAAGGGAAGAUAAGAGGAGAAUCCUUCAGGCUGCAGUCAACGGACAUGCUGCAUCAUCUACAGAGGAACAGCACAGCGCACCAGUCACACCCAGCUUAACUCAGCUAUCUAAACCAGGCCCUGUGGCCUCUAGUCCUACUAAAUCUAAACCUUCCCCCAGUAGUACAGGACAGCCCUCUAGAGCUGCUACUACAACACCAGGUCCAAGCAUUAAUAAAACUAGUACAACUCCUCUAGCUAAAAGUAGCAAUCUGCAGUCCUCUAAAACCAGCUCAUUCAGCUCUGUGUCCUCAUCAUCUAAAGGUCUGGACUGUGGUUUUGGUUCUGCUAAACGUCCUAAAUCCUCAGAACUAACCAAGGCACCCCGCCCUGUCUCAGGUCCACCUCCAGUGGUCAGAAAGAUCCCCAGCAGCAGCACCACCACCACGCCGAAAGCCUCCAACACCUUCCCCAGAUCAGCCUGCAAACCUUCCUCCUUCCCCAGAACAACCACCUCCAUGACAUCCACCAUGUUCAAGAGUUCCGUGCAGAGCCCAGUUACCCCGACUACAGCGGCUCUCAAUGGCAUCACAGGGGGUCUAGGAGGGCCGUUCCCUCACCACAACGGUCACCCUGUGUCCACUCCAAAGGGCAGAGGGAAGAGCCACUCCCUUGAGUCCCUACAAAGGAGGAUGGAUACCAUCUCCACCUCCACCACCAACUCUACCACCACCUGCACCUCCUCUGGAGAGGAGUCCGGCGCCUCCUCCUCCUACAGCUGGGAUGGACCCAGAGACCACUGGGCCAAGUCCUCCUCCCCCCGUGCCCGCACCCUGGCCACCUUCAACUCCUUGAUGGGGAGGAGCCUUAGCCUGGGGGACCUUAGCCACUCCCUCCAGACCACCCAGAAGGUGGAGCGUAUCGUCAAGGAGGUGCGGCGGCGGGGGCUGAAAGCGGUUCCGGAGCGGGACAGGAAGAUCGCUGCUCUGAUGCUGGCCCGGUACCAAGAGGAGGACAUCAUGAGCCAGACGCGCUACGUGGCUCACCUGCAGUGGGACAGCGAAAAGCGCCUUGGGGACCUGCAACGGGAGCGGGAAGAUCGGGAGAAGCAGCGGGCGGUGCUGCAGUGUCAGCGGGCGUGGCAGUCCCAGGUGUCCCACCGCCAGCGCCGGCUCAGCCAGCAGGAGAGAGAGUCGUCGGCCGCUAAGCUGCGCCAGGUGGCGGAGAGCGAGGAGCGGUGGAGGGAGCUGGCGGAGCUGCAAGAGCGCAGUAGGCAGCAGAGGCUCCAGCAGGCUGCAAGGGAGGAGAAACAGAAGAAAGAACAUCAGGAGCAGAACCUCAAGGCUCUGGAGGAGGACAGGUCUGCAGUGUUGGAGCAGGAGCAGCUCCUCCUCAAGGAGAAACUUACCAUUGCUGAGCUGAAGAAGCAGGAGAAGGAGCACCAGGCCCAAGAGGAGCGCCGGGGAUUGAACCGGGCCGAGAGGAGGCGCCACGCAGCCCUGAUCAGGGAGAUCGCCCGGAGAGAGGAGGAGGAGCGGGAGGAGGCACGGAAGGCUGCGGAGGAGAAGCUGAGCCGUUCCCUGGAGAACUAUGAACAGAUUGUAGAGAGGAGAGACAAGGAGCUGAAGGAGAAGGCGAAGAGGGAGGAGCUACAGAUUCAGAAGGCAAGGAGGUCUGCGGAGAAGAGGGAGAAACAGCAGCAACAGCAGGCGGAGGCCCGGGCCAAGGAAGCAGAGAGACGGGCUCAGCAGGCAGCUCUGGUGGCGGAGGAGAGGGCCAAGGAGAAAGCCCAGAGAGCAGUACAGAGCAGGCAGGAGAAGGAGAGACUACAACGACUCAACAGACAGCGUGUGGAAGGGGAGGAGCAAGCCAGGAGGAUGGAGCUCCUCCAGUCCAUCGAGAGGAAACUGGAGAAGAGUGAGCAGAUCUUCAGGGAGAAGAGAGCCGUGCUGGAGAGCGCUCGCUCUACCGCCCGCGCCUCCUUCCACGUACGGGACCGGGUCAGGGAGGAGACCAACAUGAGGACCUUUGAUAAGAUGGAUCUGGAGGCUCAGUUCCAGUUCAAAGCCAGCCUGGAUGACAAAUGAUGAGGCACACCUUCAUGCUACUGGUAAACUACUGGUUAGUGGUAACUACUGGUUACUACUAGUUAAUACCCUGGACUACUGGUUCGUGGUAACUACUGACUACCCUGGACUACUGGUAACUACUGGUUACUACCCUGGACUACUGGUUAGUGGUAACUACUGGUAACUACUAGUUAAUACCCUGGACUACUGGUUAGUGGUAACUACUGACCACCCUGGGCUACUGGUAACUACUGGUUACUACCCCGGAUUACUGGUUACUACUGGUUACCAUGUGCUUGGCUAUAGUCAGGGUUGGACAGGUUACUUUGUAAAUGUAAUUCGUUACAGUUGCUAGCUACCUGUGCAAAAUCAACUUUUGGAUUACCCAAACUCAGUAACGUAAUCUAAUUAUUUUGGAUUACUUUUCCCUUAAAUCAUAAAGGAUCCAUCCAACACAUUUGGUGUGCCAUCAUAGUGGUCUCUGAUUGGUGGUCAUCAUUUGGUGUGCCAUCAUAGUGGUCUCUGAUUGGUGGUCAUCAUUUGGUGUGUCAUCAUAGUGGUCUCUGAUUGGUGGUCAUCAUUUGGUGUGCCAUCAUAGUGGUCUCUGAUUGGUGGUCAUCAUUUGGUGUGUCAUCAUAGUGGUCUCUGAUUGGUGGUCAUCAUUUGGUGUGCCAUCAUAGUGGUCUCUGAUUGGUGGUCAUCAUUUGGUGUGUCAUCAUAGUGGUCUCUGAUUGGUGGUCAUCAUUUGGUGUGCCAUCAUAGUGGUCUCUGAUUGGUUAUAGCCUCCUAACUAGCUUCAAUGCUGCACAGCUUUAAAACAUCUUAUCUCUCAUAAGGAAUGGUAUCUCCUGUCCUAUGAUAACAUCUUGUCUCUCAUAAGGAAUGGUAUCUCCUGUCCUAUGAUAACAUCUUAUCUCUCAUAAGGAAUGGUAUCUCCUGUCCUAUGAUGUCCCUUUCCUCUAAACUCCUCACCCAUUUGUAUUUGAUUUUACAUUUGAUGAAAUCCGAAUCAUUCCUUUGUAUUGUUUAGACAUAUUAUCUUGAUGCCAAAAGUACACUUUAUAAUAUGCAAAUCGAUGAAGAAAAAGAGGAAAAAAUAGUGUAUGUAGGUUGACAAAGAUCUGGUCUUGUGGAUUAUAUACCCAACCGUUUAGGACAUAGUAUAUUAUGUGGAUCAGAGCGUUCCAUCUAAUAGUGCUGUAACGCAGCCCCUUCCACACUCCCUCUAUAUCAGAUCUACCCAACUGAGAGCUGUGCUGUUGGAAUGAAAAGAACCAUUGUUUCCCCGGGAAGCACAACUCCAUGACAACUAACCACAUUGGCUGCUUUUAACGGAGUCUCUUCUCUUCUGUAGGGGGGAGAGAGAAUCGGAUAGAAAGGGGGAAAGGAAGCACAAGUGAGUGGUCUGAGAGCCCUAAAGCAGACCAGGGACUCUUUUGUAUGUUGUGAUGCAGAUGGAGAAACUGUGUGUGUACACUCUUAGAAAACAAAUCUAGAACCGAAAAGGGUUCUUCGGCUGUCACCGUAGGAUAACCCUUUGAAGAACCCUUUUUUGGUUCCAGGUAGAACUCUUUCCAGGGAGGGUUCUACAUGGAACCCAAAAGAGUUCUACCUGGAACCGAAAAGGGUUCUCCCUGGAACCAAAAAGGGUUCUACCUGGAACCAAAAGUGUUCUACAUGGAACCCAAAAGAGUUUUACCUGGAACCGAAAAGGGUUCUACCUGGAACCGAAAAGGGUUCUACCUGGAACCAAAAAGGGUUCUACCUGGAACCAAAAGGGUUCUACAUGGAACCCAAAAGAGUUUUACCUGGAACCGAAAAGGGUUCUACCUGGAACCAAAAAGUGUUCUCCUAUGGGGACAGCCAAAGAACCCUUUUGGAACCCUUUUUUCUAAGUGUGUAGUGUAUUCUGUACUGUGCUGUUACUGAGCCCUUGGCUGUACUCUCCUCCUGUCUUCACCGUGCGGCCGAGCUGACCAACCAACCGCUGACGAAGCAGCUGUGGCAGAGCAACGUGACAUCACUCAGAGUGAUGUCAGCACAACACAACCCAGCCAGCUGCUGAUGAGGCAUCAGAGAGAACCCUGAUUCUGCUGUAGAAUAUAAUUUACAUGGACCCUGAUUCUACUGUAGAAUAGAAUCUACCUGGCCCCUGAUUCUACUGUAGAAUAUAAUCUACCUGCACCCUGAUUCUACUUCAGUAUAGAAUCUACCUGGCCCCUGAUUCAACUGUAGAAUAUAAUCUACCUGGAACCUGAUUCUACUGCAGUAUAGAAUCUACCUGGAACCUGAUUCUACUGCAGUAUAGAAUCUACCUGGAACCUGAUUCUACUGCAGUAUAGAAUCUACCUGGAACCUGAUUCUACUGGAGUAUAGAAUCUACCUGGCCCCUGAUUCUGCCGUAGGAUAGAAUCUACCUGGAACCUGAUUCUACUGCAGUAUAGAAUCUACCUGGAACCUGAUUCUGCUGUAGAGUAGAAUCUACCUGGAACCUGAUUCUGCUGUAGAAUAGAAUCUACCUGGAACCUGAUUCUGCUGCAGUAUAGAAUCUACCUGGAACCUUAUUCUACUGCAGUAUAGAAUCUACCUGGAACCUGAUUCUACUGGAGUAUAGAAUCUACCUGGCCCCUGAUUCUGCCGUAGGAUAGAAUCUACCUGGAACCUGAUUCUACUGCAGUAUAGAAUCUACCUGGAACCUGAUUCUGCUGUAGAGUAGAAUCUACCUGGAACCUGAUUCUGCUGUAGAAUAGAAUCUACCUGGAACCUGAUUCUGCUGCAGUAUAGAAUCUACCUGGAACCUGAUUCUGCUGUAGAGUAGAAUCUACCUGGAACCUGAUUCUGCUGUAGAAUAGAAUCUACCUGGAACCUGAUUCUGCUGCAGUAUAGAAUCUACCUGGAACCUUAUUCUACUGCAGUAUAGAAUCUACCUGGAACCUGAUUCUACUGCAGUAUAGAAUCUACCUGGAACCUGAUUCUGCUGUAGAGGUGUUCUAUAGUAUAGAGACCGGUAUGUUAUAUAAACACUCCUGGACUGUCCUCCAGGAUCCUAUGCCUGUCUCUCCUCAUGUCAUAUAACAGGAAACAUCAGAGCCUUGGUUGUGCAGUGGAGUAUAGUAUAGAAUCUAUACCUUCCUAGUUUUGCUGCAGAGGUUUUCUAUACCCUCCUGGACUCUCUCCUGUUCCAUCCCCUCUGCUGCUAUUAUGGAUUCUAUACCCUCCUGGUUCUGCAGUGGAGGACAUUCUAUACCCUCCUGGUUCUGCAGUGGAGGACAUUCUAUACCCUCCUGGUUCUGCAGUGGAGGACAAUCUAUACCCCCCUGGUUCUGCAGUGGAGGACAUUCUAUACCCUCCUGGUUCUGCAGUGGAGGACAUUCUAUACCCUCCUGGUUCUGCAGUGGAGGACAAUCUAUACCCCCCUGGUUCUGCAGUGGAGGACAUUCUAUACCCUCCUGGUUCUGCAGGGGAGAACAAUCUAUACCCCCCUGGUUCUGCAGUGGAGGACAUUCUAUACCCUCCUGGUUCUGCAGUGGAGGACAAUCUAUACCCCCCUGGUUCUGCAGUGGAGGACAUUCUAUACCCUCCUGGUUCUGCAGGGGAGAAUAUUCUAUACCCCCCUGGUUCUGCAGUGGAGGACAUUCUAUACCCUCCUGGUUCUGCAGGGGAGAAUAUUCUAUACCCUCCUGGUUCUGCAGGGGAGAACAUUCUAUACCAUAGAGAUUAGAUAUCGCUAUGUUUUAUACCCUCCUAGACCCUCCUCCUGUCCAUCUUCCUGUCACUCCUCCUCUCAUCUCACCUCCUGUCUCUCCUCCUAGACCCUCCUCCUGUCCAUUUUCCUGUCUCUCCUCCUGUCUCUCUUCCUGUC
Molecule: messenger RNA, 7500 nt
Organism: Salmo salar (Atlantic salmon)
Lineage: Eukaryota; Metazoa; Chordata; Actinopteri; Salmoniformes; Salmonidae
Gene: ccdc177
Product: coiled-coil domain containing 177
Source: RefSeq, a predicted model, not a curated record